CCAAACAGUCAAUGGGGAUCACAAUGCCUUUGGGACGAUAAAAAGCGUUUAAAUUGGAGUAAAGUCAACUGUGUGAAAUUUAGUGUACUGAAGUGCUUAACUCAGUAAGUUGUGUAGCAAGCAGGCACACUACCGUAACAUACACACAGUGAUUGUACAUACAGUCCUAGAUAUACAUACUCUUAGUUUUAAGUACAAUUUUACGCUAAUGUUAAGAUCGUGCUUACGGACACUACUUUGUGCGUCCCGUUCGCACGAUCAGCAACUGACACACCAAUACAUACAUGUAAUAGGCUAAGAAGGAACGGAACGAAGAAAUAAAGAACACUUCGUUUGUGACAAGAAGAGAGAACGGCCGCAUUUGAAUCGCCUCCUACAAAUUCAGAAGUGGGAUUACUGUGAAUUUUUUUUUUCACAAAAAACUCAACCUACGAAGCAAAGUAAAAACAAUAUCUUUAAAUAUAAUCAAAUGGAAACCAUCGGUGCGGACGAUUAUACAGCAGCAGAACUGCGCAAUUGGUGUGAAAAGCUCAGCAUGCAGAAAAGCGGUAACAAGGCCACGCUUGCGGCGCGAUUGAACGGUGUGCCCCCAGAAGCCCGAGGAGUUUGCCCGGUGAUUGGCGAAUUAGAAGGCGAAAUCGCUAACAAUGAUUUGGAGCACGAAAUCGUCGGAGAGUCAGCACCAGAGGUCGACAUGGAAAGCCCAAGGAGCAUGAUCGAGGACGCCGCCGCUGGAGUGGUGCCGCCAAGCAGCGAACACUGCACCAAUGCUGAAAGCAUGAAUGUUCAUGACGACGCCAGGCCCUCAACAUCUACCAAUCAUCGCGAUUCGGAGUUGGCACGCGAGGAACAUUUUCCAGAAGUUUCUACGCAGUUCGACGCCAUGCAGCGUCAACUAAGGCUGCUCCAAUUGGAAAACGAAAUGUUGAAAUUGGAAUCUGCUCGACGCCAUAACGCUGCCACAUCGGAUCAAAACAGCGCUGCCACAUCGGAUCAAAACAGCGCUGCCACAUCGGGUCAUAACAAGGCUACCCCACUAAUUCGAAGCAGUGUUGCCAAACCAAAUCAACACAAGGAUGCCACUCAAGAUCAAGAAGUCGCUGGCGGAGAUGCCAGAUCGGAGGAAGCAUUUGUAAAUAAACAAACAUUGCUAGCAAUGGCCAAGGAAAUGAUUCCGAUAUUCGACGGUGCUUCUAACAACAAACUCAAUGUUACCACAUGGGUCGCCCAGCUCAACGCGGUCUCAAAAAUGUUUAAACUAAGCGACGAUGUAAUUCGCAUGCUAGUGAUGUCCAAAUUGAAGGACCAUGCUCAAAUUUGGUUGCACUCUUCGGAACGUUUGCUGACUUUGCCGGUUCAAGAACUUCUAUUUCAACUUGGUGAAGCUUUCCACGGUAAGGAGAGCAAAAUAAUAUCUCGACGCAAGUUUCAAGAGCGCAAGUGGAAACCGUCGGAAGAUUUCUCCACAUACUUCAAAGAAAAAACGCUGUUGGCUACACAGAUUCGAAUAGACGAUGAGGAGCUAAUCGACAACAUCAUUGAAGGGAUUCCCGACUCCCUUCUACGACAACAGGCACACAUGCACUGUUUUAAUUCGUCUGCGCAGAUGUUGCACGCAUUUGCCAAGGUCUCGUUACGUAAACCGCUACUUUCUCCGGCUGGACGUGUUAAGGUUUCGUUCGAUAAGGAACCUGGUUCGGCGCCUCCAAAAAGGUGCUUCAAUUGCAAUGCUGUUGGGCAUUUCGCCGCCGACUGCCGCAAGCCCAAGCGCGAGUAUGGAGCCUGCUACGCAUGUGGCAGUAAGGAUCAUCUGGUGUACAACUGCACUGAGAGGAAGUUCGUAUCCGACAACGAAUAUAAUGCCUAAUCGAUUCUGGAAGUCCAAUUAGUUUCAUAAAGAAGUCAUACGUCGAAAAAAUUUUGAAAAAGGAAGAUAUUACGUUAAAUGGAAAGAUUCUUAAAAAUUAUUUUGGCUUAAACGGUAGCCCUUUAGAUAUAAUUGGAAAAAUAUCAUGUUUCGUUAUUAUCAAUAAAGAAAUUCUAAAUUUUGAGUUACUAAUUGUGACAGACAGAUCGAUGGCAUAUGGAACAGUUUUGGGAAGAGAUUUUAUGAAAAUUAGUAAUUUUAAGAUUGUUAGGGAAAAAGAUAGUUCAAAUGAUAGACAUUGCGAAAAUGAUUGUUUAAAUGAUAGAAACUUUGAAAAUUUUAUUGCAAAUGAUAGACAUUGUGAAAAUGAUCGUUCAAAUGAUAGAAAUGUUGAAAAUUUUAUUGCAAACGAUAGAUAUUGUGAAAAUUAUGAUUCAAAUUCCGGAAAUGCUGUUUUAAAUAAUGAAAAUUCUGAAGAUAAUGGUUUAAAUGAUAGAAAAUCUGAAAAUGACGUGGCUAAUGUCAAAAAUUAUGGAAAUAAGUGUUCAAUUAAUAUAAAUAAUGGAAAUGAGAGCAAAACAAGUAGUCCUUAUGACGGAUUAGAAAUACUAUCAAUUGAAUACCCCGAUCCAAUAGAAUGCAGUCAGUUAAAUAUUAACGAGAAGUGUGAAUCGAAUCUAAGAAACAGAUUAAUAGACGUAUUUGAUAAACUUUAUGUGAAUGCGAAACGUCCAGAAAUCCCAGCAGUAAAAUGGGAAAUGAAACUUAAUUUUGACAACACAAAACCAUUCAAUUAUCCUCCAAGGCGAUUAUCAUAUGCAGAAAAAAGUCAAGUUCAGAAUUUAUUAGACGAUUACUUAAAAGACGGGAUUAUACGUGCAAGCGAGUCAGAAUAUGCAUCACCAAUUGUUCUAGUUAAGAAAAAGUCAGGAGAAUUAAGAAUGUGCGUUGACUAUCGAACUCUCAACAAAAACAUGCUAAAAGACAACUACCCUACUCCAUUGAUAGACGACCUUAUUGAUAAACUUUCUGAAAAAGUUAUUUUCACCAAAUUAGAUCUUAGAAACGGGUUCUUUCACGUGCAUAUGCACGAGGACUCAAUUAAAUACACCGCGUUCACUACACCUAUGGGACAGUACGAAUGGCUCAGAAUGCCGUUCGGCUUACGAAAUGCCCCCGCAGUUUUUCAGAGAUUUGUAAAUAGAAUUUUCGCAGAUUUGGUGAAAGAGGACAAGGUCCUCAUUUACAUGGACGAUAUUUUGAUAGCAACAAAAGAUAGUAAAAGCCAUAUAGAAAUACUAACAGAAGUGUUUAAGCGAUUAGUAGAUAACAAACUGGAAUUAAGAAUAGACAAAUGCGAAUUCCUUCAAAGUGAAAUAAAGUACUUAGGAUAUGUAAUAUCAGGUGAUGGUAUUAAACCAGAUUCAAAAGGCAUGCAAGCAGUAAGAGAUUUUCCAAUGCCGACAAAAACUCAUGAAGUUCAGAGUUUUCUGGGGUUGUGCUCCUACUUUAGACGAUUUGUAAAAGAUUUUUCAACAAAGGCAAAACCUUUAUACGAUCUUGUACGAAAAGAUAGAAAAUUCGAUUUCGGUGCGACAGAGUUAGAUUGUUUCGAAACAUUAAAAAGAAAUCUUCUAGAAGCUCCUAUUUUAGCAUUGUACAGCCCUACAGAUCCAACAGAACUACAUUGCGACGCUAGCGCUUUAGGGUUCGGUUCUAUUCUUAUGCAGAAAAAGAAAGACAAUAAGUUUCAUCCAGUAUUUUACUUUUCAAAACGAACGACUGAUGUUGAAGCAAAGUACCACAGUUUCGAAUUAGAAACCCUCGCGGUGAUUUACUCUUUGCAACGUUUUAGGAUUUAUCUUCAAGGAAUUGAGUUCAAAAUAGUCACAGAUUGUAGUGCUUUUACUCUAGCAUUAAAUAAAAAAGAUUUAAGUCCAAGAAUAGCCAGGUGGGCGCUGUUUCUACAAGAUUAUGAUUACAUCUUAGAACAUAGGUCCGGUAAGCGCAUGCAGCACGUAGAUGCACUAAGUAGAAAUACAAACAUACUAACAAUUGAUUGUAACUCUUUUGAGGAAAAUUUAAUUAUUUGUCAAAGCAGAGACGAGAAGAUCAAAACGAUAGCUAAACAGCUACAACAAUCAGAACUCAAAGGUUACGAAAUGCGUAAUGGAAUAGUUUAUCGAAAGAAGGAUAAGGAAGUUCUCUUAUUCUAUGUACCGAACGAAAUGGAAAGCCACGUGUUGUUUAAUUAUCAUGAUCAAUUAGGACACGUUGGAAUAGACAAAAUGGUAGAAGUUAUUUCAAAAAGCUAUUGGUUUCCCAAAGUUAGAGAGAAAUGCAAGAUACACAUUAGCAAUUGUUUGAAGUGUAUAGCUUAUUCUGAAAAGUCUGGAAAAGAAGAGGGAUUCCUUCACAACAUUCCCAAAGUAAAUAUUCCAUUUGAUGUAGUACAUAUAGACCAUUAUGGUCCUGUUGAUAAAAGUAGGUCGAACAAACACAUAUUAGUGAUUAUAGACGCGUUUACAAAGUUCGUAAGACUAUAUCCUGCAAAAACAACAAAAUCAAAGGAAGCAAUAGUUGCAUUAAAGGACUAUUUUAGGGCUUACAGUAGGCCAAAAUGUAUUAUUUCGGACCGCGGGACAUGUUUUACCUCUGGGGAAUUUCAAGAUUUCUUGAAAGAAAGUGAAAUAAAACACAUAAAGAUAGCUACCGGUUCUCCACAGGCUAAUGGUCAGGUCGAAAGGGUGAACAGAAGCAUAGGUCCCAUUAUAGCUAAGUUAACUGAACCAGACAAAGGACUGCAUUGGGACACUGUUUUAGAAAUGGUCGAAUAUGCGUUAAAUAAUACAAUGCAAAGAUCAAUUAACCAACAUCCAAGUAAAGUUCUGUUUGGAGUAUCUCAAAAAGGCAGAGUUAUAGAUAGUUUAAAAGAAAGGUUAGAAGAAAUAAAUAAAACAAAUAAUGACAUAAAUUUUGAGAAAAUUAGAGAAAAUGCUGGCAAAAACAUCAAUAAAUUGCAAGAAUACAACAAGUUACGAACAGACUCGAAAAGGAAAGAUCCUUAUAAGUAUGAAAAAGAAGAUUUGGUGAUGAUCAAGAAUUUCGACUCGCAUAUAGGCGUAUCCAAAAAAUUAAUCCCCAAGUUCAAAGGUCCAUAUAGAAUAACAAAAGUUUUGCGUAACGAUAGGUAUGUCGUGGAGGACGUUGAAGGUUUUCAACAGUCUAGACUUCCAUACAAGGGAGUUUGGGCAGUAGCAAAUAUGCGCCCAUGGAUAAACAAAAGUAAAAGUUAACAUGUUUGUAGAGAUCAGGAGCUCUCCGGUCAGGAUGGCCGAUUGUAGCAAGCAGGCACACUACCGUAACAUACACACAGUGAUUGUACAUACAGUCCUAGAUAUACAUACUCUUAGUUUUAAGUACAAUUUUACGCUAAUGUUAAGAUCGUGCUUACGGACACUACUUUGUGCGUCCCGUUCGCACGAUCAGCAACUGACACACCAAUACAUACAUGUAAUAGGCUAAGAAGGAACGGAACGAAGAAAUAAAGAACACUUCGUUUGUGACAAGAAGAGAGAA
Drosophila yakuba is the source of this 5446-nucleotide messenger RNA. RefSeq lists its product as uncharacterized. The coding region runs from base 470 to 1867 and encodes 465 amino acids. NCBI's taxonomy places the organism in Eukaryota, Metazoa, Arthropoda, Insecta, Diptera, Drosophilidae. The record is from RefSeq and is a predicted model, not a curated record. The transcript has 2 exons. Gene Ontology annotation, molecular function: zinc ion binding; nucleic acid binding.